AGGGAAACAAAAAUGGAAAACAGCCCUGAAGAAGAUCGAUUCGUGUCCAAGGCACAAGAAGACCCAGAUGUAUGAUUUAACAGGAAAGAAGAUACCCUGCUUGUGUGGCUAUCACGAGGACAGCACUCGUAAGACUGGACCUAGUCAGUGCAACGGGAGUUGCUGCGACUACUAACACUAAAAGUCAAGCGAUGGUUACUUUGUCAACUUCCACAUCCACAACAGCUCAAAUUGCGGUCCACACUAUAACAACUGACACUGGCUUAUUGGCGUCAGUAUCUGGAAUUCCUGUAGUGGUAUCAUCAGCUGGACCUUGUGUAAAUCCGUUAACAGCUGUAACUCUCGUUUUGUCGCCAACAGCUGUACCACGUGUAGCGCCAUCAACAGCUGGAUCUGGUGUAGUGUCAUCACCACCUGAACCUUGUGGGACAACGAUAACAUAUGAACCUCGUAAACCUGUGCCAUCAAAACCUGGAUCUCGUGUAGUAACACUGUCAACAGCUGGAUCUCGUGUAGUAGCGCCGUCAACAGCUGGAUCUCGUGUAGUAGCGCCGCCAACAACUGGAUCUCAUGGGGCACAGAAAACAGUUGGGUCUCGUGUAGAGCUCCUGGCAGCUGGAACUCGCACCCUAACGUCAACAGUUGGUCCCUGUUUAGCGUCGUUUACAUCUGGAACUAACGUCUUGACGUCAACAGCUAGAUCUCGUGUAUCUGUGUCAACAAUUGGAACACAUGUAGCGUUGUCAACAGCAGAUACAAAAUCGUUGGCAUCAACAACUUCCGUGUUGGCACCGCUAGUUAAACAAGAUAGCGAUAAAACACCUCUCAAGUGCAGCCAAUGUAACAGAUGGGUAACAGUUGACGAAUUCACUCAGCAUUUGUUGAAUUAUCACGCUGAAGUCUCAUGUGAUACUUGCGGAAAGAAAUUCCGAGGAGAAUUUGCUCUAUUUCAACAUAUAGAGGAAACUCAUGUGCAUUUACCUUUAAUUUCUUCAGCCACUUCAACAGUCAUUACAGAAGCCGUACCAAUCAUGUCGCCUCCAUUACCAAUAGUUUCAAAGUCCGUGAGCGUUCCAAAAUGUGACUCUCCUGGGAUUGGUACAAGUUUGCCUAUUACAAACUUCCAGGAUGUUUUACCUCCGCUAACAGUCACAUCACCAUUAGAUAUAACCAGACCACAGCCUGUUUCCUGGGAGAGUUUUCUUCCAAAACAGUUUAAGAAUGUUUUACAAAAAGGAGAUCUGAAGUGGGUAGCGCAAUGUAUAUAUGACAGUGCAGGGAAGUUGAAAGCCACGUUUGAACAGAACUGGUACCUACCACCAGAACCAAAGUGGUCGGCACUUCAACCGCCUGACCCAUACAGUUACUUUAGACAAAGACUGUUUGUAUGGGCUCCCAUGCGUAUGUGGGGUAUUCCACUGAAAUGUCCUACCUGUAAAAUCAAACUUGUCCAUGGGGGAAUAUAUCCAAAGGCAAGAGAGGUGAUAGACAUUGACAGCAGAUACUAUCUGGUUGGAGAAUACCUGCGAUGUAGCAAGUGUAAAAUGCCGCAGUGUCCAUGGAGUUCAGACAAGCUGACGCAGCUGGAUAGUGGUCAUCGAAACGUUUUUCCAGCCAUUUUAACAACCAGACUUGCUCUAGAUAGAAAGUGUGUAAGCUUUAUGAAACCAAGGACACUUGGAAACAGUUCCAGUUAUCUAAAACAGGCGGUCGAAGAGAUCCAUAGCGAAGACUGGGGAAGACGUGCCAUUCAGUACAUGUCAGCAUGUGAACUUCAUCAAAAGGGAUGCAGGCUGACCGGGAACAGUAUAAGUUAUCAACCACCUCCCUCGUACAGACCACUUCCACUGGCUCAAUGGUUCGAAACUGUGCAUGCAAACGAAGUUCUACUGCAUGCGUCUGAGAUGAGAGGAUCCAUCACUUCAACGUAUGGAAAAAUCCUCAAGCUAGAUUCUACUAAAAAGGUUACAAAGAAACUGGCCGGAGGAAUUGAAGGUACCGCGGCAUGGAUGACAAAUGUUUCCAAUGAAAUCGGUGAAGUGUUGAAUUGUGUAUUAACUACUGGAGAGGGUGCUGGCCUAAUGGAGUUAUGCCAAGGCUUAGUGAAGCGAUACAGAGACGCCGAUGAACCGGAACCUCUGGUAAUAUACGUUGAUAGAGAUUGUUGCAGCGAUUCAGGAGUAGCCCCUGUCUUAAGAUUGUUCCAGCCUUGGGAGUCUGAAGUUCGGCUCGAUACCUACCAUUUUAUGCGUAGAUUCACAAGAGGCCUUACGACAGAACACCACCCACUCUACGGGACCUUCUGCUCAAAGUUGUCGAGCUGCAUCUUCGAGUGGGACAAGGGUGACAUCAGCAUGCUAAGAAGGGCAAAGAAGGGUGAACUAAAAGAUAAAUUUGGCCGUGUACCCUCGGAAGAGCAAAUAUCUGCACAUAUAACAACCGCUGAACUUGCCAGGCAUUGCAGACGAAAGACCCGAGGUGUUCAAAAGACAAGAACUCUGAUUGACCAGCUCCUUAAUGCGAUGUGGGAUCUGACAGACUCAACUGGUGUCCGUCUUGUAAAUGCUGACAGCAUGAAGCAAGUGUGGGAAACACAACAAAAGCACUUGCCCUGCAUUCAAGAUGUCUCUGGAGUAGAACUUUACACAAAGGUAAACACAGUCCAAAAGGGUGGCCAGGAGCUUGAUGUCCUCCGAUGUGCAAGGGGAUCAUCUUCGUUAGAAAGCUUUCAUCGUCACCAGUGCAGUUUUAUACCAGGCUGGAGAUCCAACGCUAUGCAUACACAGAUGUACAUGUUGGAAGGAUGUUCACGGUGGAACAUCAGUCGGGCCCGUGAAGCCGUCGAUUUGUCGAGAACAUCGCAGACAACUAUGUUUGACAUACAAACUAUGUCAAACAUUAACCGACUAAGUUCGAGAGUGUUGGGAUUGCCAAUUAUUCCAGAAUUCACACCUCCCGGCGUACAUACUGGUGAACGUAUAGCGGUAGAAUAUUUGCUCUCGCAGUCUGGAAAGGGUGAACUUUCUGCAGAGAUAGAGGAGGAGAUAGGGGCUGUUUUACCAGCUCGGAUUGAAGAAAAUACCGAGGAUGAACUUCUAGAUGUCACUAUCUGCGAAGUUAUCGAUAUUGAGCCAACAUUCAAAUUUAAAGGCUUAAUACCUGUGUCCACAACUACAACAGAAGGACUACAAAAAAAAAUUCAUCAAGAAACUACACCAUCAGAGCAAUCAAUUACAAUCACACCAGUUUCAAUUUCAACUGUUACAACAACUGAACAACAAGUGCCAAUAAUUGUUGUACCAACAGUAUGUCCGCCACCAAAAGAACAAAGUCAUUCAACACGGCCAGUCAGUCCACCAGCAAAAGAACCAAAUUCAAUCAGUCAAACACAAGUGGAACAAACAGCAUCUCCAUCCUCUAUCUCUACAGAAGAUAUACCUCUUCCAUCAGAUGGAAGUGAUAGUGACAGCAGUAUACCACUUGGCUCAGCAGAGCAGAGAACAAGGUAUGAUACCAGAGGUAAUCCUGGCUGGGAGGCUGUUGACAAUCUUGCCGCUUACCUUGUUGGUCUCAACAGGUCAAUAACAGCUUUAUCAAUCAGCGAGUCAUCUGAGAUUGUACGCCUUUAUGGAAAACUAAAUCAAAUGGACAAGUCGACACAAAAGUAUAGUUUAAAGUCGAAGAAGAGUAGCUUGCAUGGACCUUGGAGGGCUUCUAGGAAGCGAAGUGGGUCAGCACCGGGCCAACAGGCCGCUGAAAGACUUUUUAUGGUACACGGCCAAGCAGCCCAGAAGCCAGACUCCAAUAGAAUAUCAGAGUGUGUUUGUUUGCGUCUCAGUAAAGAAUUCGAGCAAGCCAGAAAUAGGCCAAAAGACAACAGUGGAAAGACCUUGCCAAUUCCACAUUCCAUAGUUAAAGUCUACAGCCAUAUCCAACAGCUGCUGCAAGAUAGUAGGCAGGUUCAGAAUGAUACAAAUCUGGUGUUAGUAACAAUAAACACAACGACCGUGUCUGCAUGGCUAAACAGUAAGCAGAAGAAAGCAGACAGAGAUUCGUUGCUUCAGGGAGUUGCACUUCUACCCCAGGUAUCUGUUGCAAAGGAACCUUUACUGAAAUCAAAGGAGCGACAAACUGAACAAUCGACUCAUGGUCACAGGAUAAUGGAAUUUGAAGAGCAGCCAAAUAGAGAAGGUGAGGUGCCUUUUAGACGCAGAAAAACAACUGUUACUGCUACGGCCACUACCCCAUCACUUGCUGCUUCUACAGAAGGAGCGAAUCAGGCAAUCUCAUUCACGGGUGCACAAGACCCAUAUGAUUCAGCGACGGGUGGUGCCCCUGGUCAAAGUAGCGGUUGGGGUUGGACUGGUGCACCAGGUCAGUCUUAUGGAUGGACUGGUGCACCAGGUCAGUAUGGAGGAUGGAUGGGUCCUAAUUCUCAGUAUGGUGGAUGGGCUUAUCAACCAUGGUCAUAUUAUGGAUACCCGUGGCAACAGCCAUGGUAUCCGCAACAACCACAGCAUACUAUACCACCACCCAGACCGCCCCCACCACCGCCGUCUCAACCAUCAGAAGAGUGUUCUGCAGUUGUUCAGCCAUCCCGCCAGCGAGAGUGGAGGCAAGCAAGAGCGCUUACAGAAGAUGAGCAGCGACAUGAACGCGGUGAGCCACCAAAGAAACGCCGCUAUAUGGGGGACAAUUACCAUUAUCAAUGCACAAAAUGUGGCAAGUACAAAUCCAAACAAACUGGCCACACUCAGUUAAAAGGAAGAUGGUAUUGUCCCUCGUCAGGAGAAACACUUGAGCAAUGGAAAGAAAGAAUUAUUAAUAAGGAUUAGUUACUUUUCAAUGAAUAUUCUGUACUUUUUGGACUUAACACUGCUAAACUUUUACCAUUUAUUUCAGUUAUAUUUUAGUUGUUGUUAUAUUUUGAAAAUGGGAAAUGGCACAUAUUAGUCACCAUACCUCUGUGAGAACUCCUAGGAAUUCAAAAUUCGACCAAACCGUCUGUUUUAAGAGCUCUACGAAACACUUUUGUGAAAAAAUAAAAGAUAGUUGUUUACAUUGUUUUAGUAUGCAUUUUAGUGUUGUUGAAUUUUGCUAUUUGCAAAAUGAUAGAUAAGUGAUAGAAAAACACAAAUGUAUGAACCCCUUAUAAACGUCUUGUAUUAUUGCAAAUUCGCCGGCGAGCUUUUUGAAAGAUAUUUCUUGUUAUUGCUACAGAGGGAAGUAACAUAUAUUGGGUCUAUAUACAUAUAUCUAAAUAUUAAAGAUCUAGA
Messenger RNA from Mercenaria mercenaria, 5276 nucleotides. RefSeq lists its product as uncharacterized. The transcript is spliced from 10 exons. The record is from RefSeq and is a predicted model, not a curated record. Bases 192 to 4835 code for a protein of 1547 amino acids. Lineage: Eukaryota; Metazoa; Mollusca; Bivalvia; Venerida; Veneridae.